This is a messenger RNA of Aspergillus brunneoviolaceus CBS 621.78, 2748 nucleotides long. Its product is annotated as SAM and PH domain protein. The coding region runs from base 1 to 2748 and encodes 915 amino acids. Gene Ontology annotation, molecular function: protein binding. The record is from RefSeq and is a predicted model, not a curated record. The transcript has 3 exons. NCBI's taxonomy places the organism in Eukaryota, Fungi, Ascomycota, Eurotiomycetes, Eurotiales, Aspergillaceae.
AUGGAAUCCGCACGGGGUCGCCGUAAAGCGCCGCCGGCAUCGUUGGACAUGUCGGGCACAAAGCUAUUUCAGCCCGCGAUCUCAGUCGUGAAAGAACGUCAAUCUGCCACUACCGACUUCUAUGACACAGACUUUGAAUAUAGCGACACAGACGAGGAGUCACCCCGCAGGAGCAUGGGAUCUUUCGGUUACGACAGUGUCUCGUCUGCGUCCACGCCGGAAUUGCCUACUCCUGAGAAUGAUGACAGACAGCCAUUCUCAUUCCGGCGUGACUCUACCAAGGGCCCAUCAGGUCCCCACCUCUUCAGGACAUCGAUGGCUUCAGCUACUUCCGUGCCAUCCACCGAGAUUGACCUCUAUUUCGAGAGAUCACCCAAUCAAUCUCACUUUCAGUCCGAUGUCGAAACCCCACAAUUUCCUUUGUCUACAGCUGCCACACCGCACAUCGCCGUGUCGGCUAUUCCGACCCCUAAUUACCCUGCAUCGGAGCAAGCGGCGGUUUCGGCUAGGUUUCCACCUUCCGAGCAAUCUCUGCCUUCAGCAAGGUACCCUCCAUCAGAGCAAUCCCUGCCUUCGUCAAGAUUUGCACCCUCAGAGCAGUGUUUGCCUUCGUCGAGACUCGCCCCUUCUGAACAAUCCAUGCCUUCAGCAAGGUAUCCUCCAUCAGAGCAAUCUUUGGCCUCGUCGAAAUUUGCCUCGACAGAAGAUUCUCUGCCUUCAUCGAGGUUUGCCCCCUCUGAGCAGUCUAUGCCAUCAGCGAGAUAUGCUCCCUCGGAGCAAUAUGUCUCUUCCGAGCAGUAUGUCUCUUCCGAGCAAUACACAACCUCCGAGCGAUAUGUCAACUCCGCACAACAUACCUCUAUGAGCACAGAGAGUACACAAUUUGCUCCAUCUAAUGUGCCAACUUCUAACAAGAUCCCGUUCUCGCCUUGUACGCCUCAAGGUUUUAUGACUGUGCAUCCCGAUGUAUCACAGGUUGAUGAGUACGAAAUUCGGAAUUGGUCGCCUAGUCAAGUCGCACACUGGAUGCACAUCGGUGGUUACGACGGCAGUGUGAUCGAGAAAUUCAUGAUUAAUGACAUCUCCGGAAACGUGCUUCUCAAUCUUCAGAUAGAUGAUCUGAAGGAACUAGAUAUUCAGUCAUUUGGAAAACGUCAUCAACUCAUGGCUUCAAUCAAUCAUCUACGUGACACAAUGCUGAGGAGACCUGCCUCGGGAGGCCGGCAAUCACCCGACCGCCGUUCGUAUGCAAUGACUGUCUCCCCUACCGGUGAAGUGGUCACCCACGGACCUCCCAACGGAAAUCAGCUCACGGAGGCGGAAGCCGUCUCGAUUGUGGGCAUUGAACAGGUCCUACCCAAGCCGCAUAACUGCUCCAAGGGGGAGAACUGCCCGAAGUACCGCAGGUACAUGCGUCAAAUGGAGAAGCUUAGUGCGGAAUAUCCAGGCGCUAUGCUUGUUCCCGGGGGACGGAUUGUUACCGGCAACCCUGGCAACCCCGAGACUGCAGCAAAUAUGCUGCGACCCAGGUCUGACGCGGAGCCUUCUGUGGUUGCCUCGUCAGAUGUUCUCGGGCCUCAGCCUACUCCACGAUUGUCUGAGGAAGCCCUCAGUGGGGUGCAGAAACUUGACCCUCAUGAGAAGAUGCGUCAAUACUUCAGCUAUCAGCACAUCGAUCCCCCAUCUGGAUCUGAUUCGGAGCCAGAAAUGUACCCCGAGGAGGAUACACCAGUUGAAGCGGCACCCGUCAUGCCGCCACCUCCCCCACGGACAAACAAUAUGACCGCCAACCUCCGCAAUCUUCCCAAACUUCAAAUUCCGACAGACUACGACUCUGACGACAUUACAACUGCCGUUACUACUCAACGGACGAUCACCCCGUCCAUGGCGAAGGGAGCAUAUGGUUCACCGACGGCGGUUCAGCAAUAUGGACCGUUCAGCAACGCACGGCAGAUGCAGUCUGUCGAGUGCUUGCGACGAGGAACCCCGUUCACUGAGGUGGACGUUCCCGUCACAGCCGAGCCUGUGGGACCUAUUGCUCGCGAGACGUCCCAGUCUGUCCCUCCAGAUAUGCGCUACGGAAAUCUCAUGCAACAGCAGCGCUACCGCUCAGCCACGCGCUCUCCUGCGGUGCAUCGCCAGGCCAGCAUGUCCUUGCGCCGUGUCAAGGAGAACAAGCCGUUGACUCCAAUUGAGGACCCGUCCGAUCUGAGACGCAGCCCACGCAUUGGCCACAAGCUGGGUAAUAAUACAAUGGUCGCUUCGGUUGACCCUGAUGUGACCCGCAGCGGCUAUAUGAAGAAGCGGAUGCCAGCCCGCUUUCUCCGACACGACUGGCAUGAGGCACACUUCACUCUUCGGGGAACCAAUCUGGAGAUGCACCGAGAUGAGCUUGCUGCCCUUCGACACUCCAAAGCCUUGGAAGAGAUUGAUGUUGACGAGUACGCCGUCGCCUGCUCGUCGCUGGCCUCGAGCUCCAAGCUUACCGCUGCGCUCAAGAAAUCAAUCCUGCGCAGCGGACACAACCUCAAGGGCGAAGACGCAGCGUUCAACUUUUCUCUUGUUCCCGCGUCAAAGGAAGGCCAGAGGAAGAUGCUCUUUGGCAGCAAAGAUGUCAAGCCACACCACUUUGCGGUCAAAACUCGCGAUGAGCGCAUCGACUGGAUGCGAGAUAUGAUGCUUGCCAAGGCCCUCAAAAAGGGCCGUGAUGAAGGUUAUGAGGUGCGCCCUGAGGGCAACUUCAUUUAA